GAGCUAGAGGACGUGCUUGCACAGACGCAUACGGCUACUGUGCGUGAGAGACCGGGAAGUGCAUAUUCUACCGCAUCCUCUCUUUGCAUCAAACUAAAGGCUACAGUAUUCGUCUGAUAUCUGAAUAGGCAGAUGAUUCUUACGAGUGGCAAUUUUGUGUAUUUUUUACCAAAAAUAUAUAGUGUAAGUGUAUAACAGAAAAACUGAAAUUGAUACAAUAAUGAACGCGACUGAGCACCAUACCCCGCUAGAAGAGUACGAUUUCGAGAGAAGGUUCGAUGAAAGAGUCGCUUUGGAAUGGAUGCAAGAAAACUGGAGCAAGUCGUUCAUGUUCUGUGGCCUGUAUGCUGCGCUCAUCUUUGGAGGGCAACACUUCAUGAGGGAGAGGCCCAAACUUAACCUGCGCUGGCUCCUUGUGCUUUGGUCAUUCAGUCUUGCCAUCUUCAGUAUCAUCGGAGCGCUCAGGACUGGUUGGUACAUGCUACAUGUCCUCACCACCAGUGGCUUCAGAGAGUCGGUGUGUGACAUCAGCUUCUACAGCGCCCCCGUCAGCAAGUUCUGGGCCUAUGCCUUCGUCCUCAGCAAGGCUCCCGAACUGGGCGACACCGUGUUCAUUGUGCUCCGUAAGCAGCGCCUCAUCUUCCUCCACUGGUACCACCACAUCACUGUGCUGGUCUACUCCUGGUACUCCUACAAGGACCAGGUGGCCGGUGGCGGCUGGUUCAUGACCAUGAACUACGUGGUGCACUCGCUCAUGUACACCUACUAUGCCGCUCGGGCUGCCAGGAUGCGGGUGCCCCGUCCUUGUGCCAUGGUCAUCACCGCCACCCAGAUCAUGCAGAUGGUGAUGGGCCUGGCUGUCCUCGGCCUGGUCUACCACUGGAUGCACGAGGUGCGCUGCCCAUCCUACCUGGACAACAUUGUGUGGGGCUCGCUUAUGUACCUCAGCUACCUGGUACUCUUCGCUUCCUUCUUCUACAAGUCAUACCUCAAGGGCUCAGGGGACAAGGGGUCCAAGGGCGAGUAGGACAAAGGAGGCUAGCUUAGUACACUGGGCAGUCAUAUUAGAGUGUGUGCCAAAGUAGAAGAUCACGUUGUGCCAUGGAUGUGUGAGCUACAACUGGGUAUGCUGGCUGCUGGGUCCACAACGUCAAUUGUGAUGAGCCAAUUUUAUUUCACCCAACUUUAUAUAGCUGUCUGUAGAUCAAUUAGUGUAAAGUCUAGAUCCGGUACCAUUGAUGAACAAGGUAGACAGUAUUGUGGUAGAUAGCGGACCGAGAAACCAGUGCAUGGUCAGCAGCUGUAAUAUGUUAUCCAAUGAAAGUGCAGUAGACACAGAGAGAAUGAAGGAGAUGGAGUUGGUUUUACAUAUGACUAAUGUCCUACUCACUUCACAGGAUUUCUUAGCUUCAUUAAUUGUUCUCUUAACCAGCGUCAUACUUUUGUGAAAAAUAAUAGCCACGUGGGCUAAAGAUUUGUCAAGGUCAGUUUACAACUGUGAUGCAGUAUGCAUGUUGGAAAGGCUUGGUUCUAGUACAUUUUACAUAAAGAAAGACUCAAUUCAAAUGAUCUGCUGCUUAAGCCCAACCCUGAGGACUGGGUUUUAGACCUAGCACAUGUCGAGACUAGCACUCAAAACAAUUAUUAUACAAUUUGGAUUAUUAUUGGAGUAUUAAUUAUGGAAUACAUUUAUAAUGCACUGCAUGAACAAAGGAUGAUUUAUGCAUAUGCACUUUGGUUUGCAGCUCACAGAUCACUAAUCUGAUAAAGACUUCACCUGAGCUCUACCUGUCAGACAUCCUUCCUCCACAAAUUAAAUCAUGCAGGGUUACUCUGCAAGUAAGCAUAAUAAUUGGUCAUCACAAGGGUCUAUUGUUUGGUAUUAUCUCAAAAAGUCAACUACAUGCACGUAUUUAAUGUGUCGCAAUGCACAGUUGUAGACAAGACCGUAGUUUAAGGUAAAAGAUUGCAUAAAACCAAUGAAGAUCAUGCUUAGUUACAGUGCUGUGGCAUGUACACUACCGACACUUAACACUUUUUUGAAGUGAUAUUAUCUCAGUGACAUACUGUCUGAACCUCCCUGAGAUGAAAACAUUCCUCAAUCAGCAGCCGUCCAUUUUCGAAUAUCUAUCUGGAGACAUUGACAGUCACGUGCUUGCAAAUGAAGCACAUUAAUGGCUUGACUUCUCCUGCAGCUCCCUCUCUUCCCCUUUCACCCUCAGAUCACGUUCACCAUUCCGCCCUCCUCACCUGUUGGGAAAAUGUACAGUAUCUCGUCCAUGCUGCUUAUACUGUAUGUAUUUUGACCUUUGUCCUUGAUUCACAGGCAUUCCCACAUGUGUAGAUAAGCAGGUAAUCUUGAUUAGCCCAACCCAAACCAGUCCUCUACAUCUUUCUGAUGACUGAAGGGAAUUCUGGUUACAUACUGAACUCUUACUUUACCUUAGGUGCUAUUACAGAACUGAUGAACGUAAACAAGAUGAUAGGGUUGAUAUUGGGAUGUUUGCCUCAUGCUGUACUCAUGCUGCUAUGAAAUGAGACGCAAGUAAAUUUAAAAGGUUAGAGGAUAGUGGAACACAGAACAAUGUGUCCAUUGUAAAUAAUAUUUCUUAAGAAUCUAUUUAUUUUCUUAAAGUCUAACGUGUCAGUCUUUUAGGUGUGCCAGUAAGUUGGGGGACUAAGCAGUGGCCUGUUUGUUGUCCAUUGUGCAGAUUGAGUCCAUUCUUUUACAUCUCAAUGCACUGUGUUAAUUUGCGACUAUUUCUACCCAUGGUAAUUCAAGGGUAAGAAUCCUGGUAUCUUGUUGUCAAAGGGAAAACUAACAAGGGUUUAAACCACGACUGUGGUUAGGCUUGCAUUGUUGUUGAACGCGUAUUUGAGUCUGUCUGACUCGCCUGUAUUAAAGCACUUCUAUUGAGCCCAAAUAACCAAGUUGUGUCCCAUAGGUGAAUAAUAUUUGUUGUCGCUAGUUAUCUAAAUAGGCAUGUACCCAAUCUAUAAACAGGCAAACACCCUUAAGCAACAAAACAGCUUGAAUCAUAUUUGAUGAAGAUUUUUUUUCAUAUGGGCCUAAGUCAAGAUGUUCCAAGAAAGCUUGGUCUGGACAUAGAAUAGUUGAAGAGUUUGCUGUUUAUCAGCAAAUAACUAGUGAGUUGUCCCCCUGAGCAGCUUCUGUGUGUAUUAUUUGUGUGGUUGUAGAGCAGCAGUGAAGUUAUCUUUCCUACCCAUUGUGUCUUUAUCCCAUGUGCUUUACAUGUAUGUUUAUAGAGGUUAAAUCCCUUUUUCUGAUUCAUUCAGCGUUCAGAUUUUCUGAAGGGUAACUACCAACUGGCCAUAUUUUACAUUACAGUAUGUGAUACUUGCCUUCAUAAGUGCUAAGACAGUUUGUUACUGUAGCCUCAAUCUACAACUGACAGUUGUCAGUUACUUCACUUGUGCUUAUAAACCUGUUAUUACAGUGUUUCCAAGAAGGGGUUUAACCAUGCUCUUAUGAAUACUGUACACACUUGUAACACAUGUAUCAUUGCAAAAGUAGUCUGUAGUGCUAAGCGAUGUAUAUAAUUGUAAUUAAUUAUUAGACAACACUUAGUGUAAACCUGCAAAUAAAACAUACUAUUAAAAAUGUAUCAAUAUAUGACAUGACACACUUUGUCCAAUCCUACACAUUGAAACAGAUUAUUGGAUUUUUGUUUUUAACAAUUAUUAAUCCUACAAUGCAGAGAAUUGAAUGAAAACUAAAUGUAAGCACUUGUAAUUAAUUAAUUUGUGUGCCAAAUGAUGCUUCUGCAACGUUCUACUCUGUUGGGUAAAUGUAAGCACAUUUGCAUUAGUUUGUUAUCUUAGCUGAUGUUUCUUGAAUACACCCUCUGUGAGUUACUGUCUUGUGUCAACUAUGGAAGGAAAAUAAACUGGUUAAGGGCUUUGAUGUUUAAAUGUCAUUUAAAAUGUUCUAACAAUAAAUAGAUUUCUGUUUUAAAA
Messenger RNA from Osmerus eperlanus (European smelt), 3978 nucleotides. RefSeq names its product elongation of very long chain fatty acids protein 6-like. NCBI's taxonomy places the organism in Eukaryota, Metazoa, Chordata, Actinopteri, Osmeriformes, Osmeridae. Gene Ontology annotation, cellular component: endoplasmic reticulum membrane; endoplasmic reticulum. Gene Ontology annotation, biological process: very long-chain fatty acid biosynthetic process; fatty acid elongation, polyunsaturated fatty acid; fatty acid elongation, saturated fatty acid. Gene Ontology annotation, molecular function: fatty acid elongase activity. The coding region runs from base 221 to 1027 and encodes 268 amino acids. The transcript has 4 exons. The record is from RefSeq and is a predicted model, not a curated record.